Colias croceus (clouded yellow) is the source of this 2865-nucleotide messenger RNA. RefSeq names its product integrator complex subunit 5 (gene omd). The coding region runs from base 47 to 2797 and encodes 916 amino acids. Lineage: Eukaryota; Metazoa; Arthropoda; Insecta; Lepidoptera; Pieridae. The record is from RefSeq and is a predicted model, not a curated record. The transcript is spliced from 17 exons. Gene Ontology annotation, biological process: snRNA 3'-end processing. Gene Ontology annotation, cellular component: integrator complex.
UGUCGGCGUGAGGUUUUAUUUAUUUAUAACUGAUUAAUCAACAAAAAUGAAUAACCCAGCAAAAUCUACUUCACUGUCCAGUGAUUUAAAUAACUUCAUAUAUGGAGUUUCAAGAAAAAACUUUCAAAAUGCUCCAGAACUGACAAAAACUGGCAUAUCUUUGCUGAAAUCCUUCCCAGCAGCAAGAGAUGCCGUUUUAGAAUAUUUUGCGAUGGUUUUUCAUGAUGCUGUUAAUAUUUCAGUGAACCAAGUUGAUUUUGAAGUUGAUUCCAACACCAAUGGAUCCUUAGAAGCUGUUAGUAUGAUUGGCCCAGAACUAUGUAGUCUUGGUGAAUCUUGGGCCCCUUUUGUAGCUCCAUGGUGCAUUACAUUGAUUAUGGAUAUUGCUACAGACAAAGCUAAUUUACCAAACUCAACUCUACAAAACACAGAGCCAGUAAGGAUAUUACUUGAUAUAACAACACAGAAUUUAAUGCUUCUCAACUCAGAGGAGAGAGCCAAAUGCAUUGAUAUGAUGUUAGGUUGCCGCGCGUGUUCCUGGGCAGUGGGGUGGGUGGGUCGCGCCGAACCUGGUCUCGUAGCACCUAGAGCACUAGCGCUAGGCGCAGAAGCAGCAAGAGCUGUGCUCGCUCACCUGGCGAACCACCCGCCAGCGUUGUUGCAUGUUAGAGCGGCACUCGUUGAUUUGUUUCAAGAAGCAAUAAAAGAAGACCCAAAAUCAGAUAAAAAGAGAGAUGUGAUCCCAUACUUAUUAAAUCUGGCUUCAAAGUCUGAUAUUGUACUAAAAGCUCUUAUUCAGGACAUAGAAACAACUUUGACAGACGCAGUAAUGGAUAGACUAUAUACAAUAUGCUCAAUUUACCGUCACAGUGGUUCAUGGGAGGGGGUCGGGCCAGCGUCAUUGGUGACUUUGUUGUUACGUACAGAUGUACACUGCUUUAUGAUGCUGUUGAAAUAUGCGCAGACUAAUCUGUUUUGUAGGCACUUGUUGGAAUACCUUUUACAAAAACUAGAAUUUGAAGUAAUGUCUCCUGAACGCCCAAUUCCACUAUUAACAAGUACUGCAGAGGAAAUAAAUAUUGUAAGAGAAAAGCUUUUAGUGGGAAAUCAGUUGGAACAGUAUUCUAUAGCUAGAAUACUCAUUUUAGUCUGUUACAUUCAACCAUCCGAAUUCGUCACCACAAUCAGUUACCUUCUCCAAUAUUCACGAAACGACACAACAUUAUCGCUCCUUGUUCGUAUAAUAUCUGGUACUAUAACAAUGCACACACCAAACGAUUCCACGGAUCUAAAUAUGGAUACGGAAAGAUACCAGAAUUUCAUCAAAACAGGAGUGGAAUAUGCGUUACGGGAUUCUAUGCUCUCUGACGAACAGAUUAAGAAAUGUUUUGUUGUGAACGAACACGAAAUGUCGAUCGACCAGAAAACGUAUAUGCAUCAUAUUUGUUUGAAUAUCACUAAAUUGUUGAGGUGGGAGAACUCAAACCGCGUGUCAGUGUUGCGCACACGCAGUAUAUGCCGCGCGGUUGAAGCGAAUUUGUACCGCAUCGGUGACGCGUUGCAACACUACGCGUCGUUGCUGCGUGCGCGCACGCCGUGCACUAUGGCAACAUUGUAUGAAAUGCCCACUUGUCAUGCUAUUGCGCAGGUAUUAGAUAAAGUCGAUCUAUCUGGAACGAAAUCUCCUCCUCCUAGUGUUGAAGUCAUUCUAAAAGUUGUUCAGGCAGUAGUUAAAUACUUUUUCAGAUGUUUACACGAAAAAGACCUAAUGGCUAAACUCCGCGGCGUUCAGUCCGCCAGUCGGUUACUCCGGAAGCUCUGUAUUCACAGCAAGCUAGCUCGUGCGAUCGCGUUACGGGAUCUCUUAGAGACUGCCAUGUUCAGGGAAGACAGGAUUUUCGGCAGUAAACCUGUUAUACCGAAUCUAUUGGCCGCUUCGAAGGAGUGGAGCAAUGAUGAUCUGCUGAUUUAUAUGAAUCAGAAGCAUGGUCCAAUAACACAAUUAACUCAAAGCCACACAUCAGUAUUCCAUGCUGGUAUAAUAGGCAAGGGUGUGAGGAAGCAAGGCAGUCAAGAUGACAACGAAAUACCACCAAUAUUGACUACUAAUAAUGAACUCUUGAUGGGCGCUUUGAUGUCUUGUAUGGAUGGCAACAGCGGCAUUGUUGAAGGAGCAACGUCAGUUUCCUUACUGCUAGUGGAGUUAGUGUCGCCAGAUGUGAUGUACAACGGUUUACCGUGGCCUGAUGAAGAUUUUACUAAGCAAGUGAGCAUAGAGCGCGAGCUGUACAUGCGCGGCGCGGUGGAGCGGUGCGCGGUGGCGCGCGCUGCGUUGCGGCGCGUGGCGCUGGCGCGGCCCGCGCUGUGCCUGUCGUCCGCGCUGCUGCGGGCCUCGGCCGCCACGCUGCUGCACAGGCUGCGGGCGCACUUGGAUCGGCACACACAAUCACCGGAGUUGGCGCGCGAAUUGUCCGCGCUGACAGAACUGCUGUCAAUAAUGACACUUGGACAAUUGUUGCCACAUCCACUGAGUCACAUGUUGGAAUUGGCGCCAGAAUUGACAGCUAGUGAGCUUGUUCAAGUAUUGCGAGAUUGUUUAUGGAACUACACGAGGGAUCACGUGCCGUCGCCUGCAUUAUUUACUUGUGAUGCCACAGGUCUUCAUUGGCGAGAUCCCUCAACGUGCAAGCCUCCUACCUCAUACACGGAUACGUUUCGUAUUAUUAUACAAAAAAGAAUAUCAAAAUUAGGUCAUAUGUAUCCAAUUAUGUUCUUAAAUCUCGAAAAAGAUGCUUAAUUAAGUUAUCACUUUUGUAAAUAUUGUAAUUAGUAGUUUAAGUAAUAAAGUGCCUGUAAUUAUUAGUA